UGUACAUGUACUGUAUGUACAUGUAGUUGUUCACUUGUUUAACUGAAGAAACUACAGUAUGGAUCUCUUAACGGAAUAUGAUGUUGGAGUAAAAGUGAUCUCUGGUGAAGUCUGCUUGCAGUUAUUCCGCCGUACAAACCAGCAGCCGAUUUCACGAAACGCUAGGAUUUAUCCUAUCUCAAGUUAGGAUCUUGUCCUAACUUAGGAUGGGUUCAAUGCGUCCUAACGUCUAUGGUAGCAGAACUGAACCGUCCUAAAGAUUAUUCUUAAGUUGAGACGAGUUUGGUGAAAUCGACGGCAGGCAGUUGUAGGGUUUUGUAUGAUCAGAUAGUUAUCAUGCUAACUGUUUUGAAGGGAUGCAUAUAUUUUAAAAGAAGAAGAUUCAAAGACGUGUUCUGUGGAAUUGAUUUUUGUGUAGGAAUGAGGCACAUUACGGGAGUGGAAGGCAGAAUCAUGGUGUGAGACCUAGACAAGGCAAGAGAACAGUUUGGCAGAAUUGCGCCCAAAGAAGCCGUCGUCAGAUAUAUUGCAGAAAUCCUUGGGGUUCUUUUGAUUCCGAAUCUUCCUUCGUCACCUCCAGACGUGGAGGCAUUACGGUUAUACCUUCUGUUGAUAGAGUCGCCAGUCUUUACGGAUCCUUCACCGGAACGCUAUGGAACGCUGGUUGUCCAGUUUGCUGAAGCCCUGUGUAGCCUUAAAACUGCUGGUGCUAAUGUUAUAUCGCAAUGGUGGUCGACGUUACAGCCCCGUCAUCUGAAUCGAAUCCUGACAACCUACAAGUUGUGUAUGAUGGGACAGCUCAGUAUGACGCCCAAGGUAGCAGAUCGCCCUACCCUCAGACGGAACAUCAAGACCUGCCUAGAAGUCCUGAGCAAACUCUGCAAGAUGAACAGCCAAAAUAAUGAAAUACUUCCAUAUUACCUUUUCUACAUUAAUGAGUUAACGGAGAACGUUGGAAUCAGGGAGCACUUCUUAGAAUGGCUGCAAAGACCCAGCGGGAUGCAGUGCCGAGAUGUCAACUUCUGUGACUAUCCGUUUGUCCUGGAUGCAAAUGCAAAGACACAGCUACUCAAGGAGGAUGCUAUACUACAAAUGCAGAGUGCCAUUGAAGACGUCCAGCGGAGGAACUUCAGCGUUGAGUAUUUUUUCGAUCCCAUCAAUCCGUACCUCGUACUGAAAAUCGAUCGGAAGAACAUCGUGCAGAGUGCGUUGACUGAGCUGUCACGGCAGGGCAGUAUGGACAUCAAGAAACCAUUGAUGGUGACGUUCCUUGGAGAGGAGGCCGUGGAUGCUGGAGGACUCAAAAAGGAGUUCUUUAUGCUGAUACUCCGUGAGAUACUAUCACCUAAGUUUGGAAUGUUCCGCCACUAUGAGGGGUUGCAGACGAUAUGGUUCAACAAUAAGAGCUUUGAAGAUGGAGAGAUGUUUUGCCUGGUCGGAGUCAUCGUUGGUUUAGCCAUCUAUAACCUCACCAUUAUAUCGCUGCCAUUUCCACUGGCGCUGUACAAGAAACUACUGAAAAGGCCAGCCCACACCCUUGAAGACUUGAAGCAGCUUGACUCCCUCGUAGCCGGCAAUCUCCAGAAGCUUCUUGAUAUGGAGGAGGCAGAGGAUGUUCUUGACCUUGGCUUGACCUUUCAGAUCGCGACGGAGAACUUUGGGGAGGUGGAGACAACUGAGCUCAAACCGGGCGGGGCUGAAGUGGAUGUCACUUUGGAAAACAAGCAAGAGUACGUUGAUCGAUAUGUUGACUUUGUCCUGAACACUUCGGUGGAGAAGCAAUACUCAUUUUUCAGCAAGGGUUUUCUGCAUGUCUGCGGAGGGCGUGUCUUCAACUUGUUCCACCCUCAGGAGCUGAUGGACAUGGUGAUCGGUGACGAACACUACGACUGGGAUGAAUUUGAGCAGAGUGUUGAAUACAAGGGGGAAUACUACCGGAAACAUCCAACAAUCAAGAUAUUCUGGGAAGUCUUCCGAGAGUUAGUUCUGGAGCAGAAAAAGAAGUUUCUUGUAUUCCUAACUGGGACAGAUCGAGUCCCCAUUCAGGGAAUGAAGACGUUGCGAGCCUACAUCCAGCCAGUCCGGAGCGGAGAUGACUUCCUCCCAGUCGCACACACCUGCUUCAACCUCCUGGAUCUUCCAAUCUACAAAACCAAAGACAAGCUGAGGGACAAACUCCUUACCGCUAUCGAGCACACCGAGGGGUUUGCGCUGGUCUGAUGCAAGGUUUUAUAGUAUGGGUCACGAUCGUCGCCAUCUUUGAGGUGAAUCAAAGGUUCAAAGUUCAAAGUUCAAGGAUAUACAUGCAACACAUUUAAAGGAUUGUAUCAUUUUGGCUGGGUUUAAGAAUGGGUUACGGUUGACGUCAUCUUGGAGGUGAAUCAAAGGUUCAAAGUUCAAAGACAUACAUGCAAUACAUUUAAUUGAUUGUAUCAUUGUGGCUAGAUUUAGAAUAGGUCACGACCGUCGCCAUCUUUGAUAAGAAUCGAAGGUUCAAAGUUCAAGGAUAUACAGGCAACGCAUUUUAGAUCAAAAGCUCAGAGCUGAAAUGAGAAUUCGGUGUGUGUUGAGAUUGAUUGGCGAAGAGAAAUUACUCGAGGGUGAUCAGAAAGAAGAACACGAAACAUCAAAGGCUUCAUACGGUUUGCCUCGUUGUUUCUGGCAGUGGCUGCUGAAUGCGCCACAGCACCUUGUAAAACACUUACAAGGUGGGAUGGAUACAAGAAGACAAAAUACAGCCAGUCAAUAUAAGACAAAACUGUAAUUUGUUAUGCAAGGAAAUUCGCUGUUGAAAGUGCCCACAUAAUGUGGUAAAAAUAUGGGCAAUGACAGUUACACGUAUGCCCCGGUGUUUCUGGCAGUAGCUACUGAAUGCUUUGCAGCACCAUGUACAUGUAAAACAUUACAAGGUGUUACAAAUUGUUAAGGUUAUUUAAAUGAUAGAAAACAACAUAGAUGUACAGCCUGUAAAAUUUAAGAAAUAAAUGUUAUUUGGUAUGCAAGGAAAUUCUUCAUUGAAAGCGCCCCCACAAGGUAAAAAAAAAAACAAUCAAAUUAUAGGGACACUAUUGGUAAUUGUCAAAGGCAAG
Asterias rubens (European starfish) is the source of this 3089-nucleotide messenger RNA. Its product is annotated as probable E3 ubiquitin-protein ligase HERC4. Bases 787 to 2220 code for a protein of 477 amino acids. Gene Ontology annotation, molecular function: ubiquitin protein ligase activity. Lineage: Eukaryota; Metazoa; Echinodermata; Asteroidea; Forcipulatida; Asteriidae. The record is from RefSeq and is a predicted model, not a curated record. The transcript has 12 exons. Gene Ontology annotation, biological process: protein polyubiquitination.